AGAUGCGGUCAAGGCUGCGGACCCCGUCGCACUCGCAACUUCGAUUGCCAUGCCAGCCGUAGAGGCUGCUGUCGAAGUUGCCCAGACUCACAAAGUGGUGCCUGCGCAUUUGAAGCGUGCGCGACUACCGGGAGCUGUCCGUUUUGCCCUGGUUGCCAUCCUGAGCUUUUAUCUCGAGUCUCUUGGGCGUUCCUUGGUGGCGGAAUACACUCACGGCGAGCUGGCCAAGGUUGUUAGGCCUGCCUCGUCUCUAACGCAGACGGAAGCGCUUGCGUUAGCGGGUUGGAAAUUAUUUGGACUUGCUCUGGGUUGGUACGGAAACUAUGACGGUUUUGACCUUGCUGCUCUGGCUGUCCUUUCUCAUGGUCCAACGGCCUACCUGAUUUCUACUUACUAUGGCAUCCGUGCUUCGACUGCCGGCGCCUACCUUGCCGUUGGGGUCGUAUCGACCUUUGUUCCCUUCCUCCUCUUGCGCCAGCUGUCGGGCGCCCACUCAGCCGCACCUGGUAUCCCUAAUCGGGACAUUGUUGUCGACAGGCAGAUCCAGGUGCUUACAUCGCUACUUUCCGCCCUCGUCUACAGCGUUACACUGUUUUUGGCCUGCCGGACUUUCCUGCCCACGAACUUUGUGCUCUACUUUGAGGGUAUACGCACCAUUGAGCCUGCUCAAGACGCCCAACUCUUCAGCUUCAACCGCCCGCUGACGCAGAUCCUUUGCCUGCUCUUCGGCGUGGCUGCGCGUACCCUGAUCUUUACUCCUUCUGUCACGGCUUCGCCCACCAUCAGGGACCAGGAAGUUGCCGAGUUUGAUCCGGCCACCGCCAACCUUGGACAGACCAUCUACUGGAACCUUUGGGGGUACACCACCCCGACCAAGGUCUCAGUCAAGAGAACUGCCGUGGCCAUGCUUUUUGCUGGAGUCGAUACCUAUUUGCAGGCUACCACUGUCCUCAGCGGCGUAGACUCGUACGGAGCAGCUGUCUAUGCGAGCGUCUGGGUUCUGGCUGCCGCGAUCACGGGCCUGGCUCUGAGAUAUGUAGGAAGUGUGUAGGCUAUCUCUGACUGCGGUUUAGGGGAUGUUGGAGAUAGGCAGCACUUGCUGGAUAUAAGUUUCUUCACCUUUAAGAAUGAAGUCAUGUGUCACAGUACAUGUUUUCUUGGACGCCAAUGGUUUAUCCCUUCACAUAGAUGUAUUUUCCC
Molecule: messenger RNA, 1200 nt
Organism: Neurospora tetrasperma FGSC 2508
Lineage: Eukaryota; Fungi; Ascomycota; Sordariomycetes; Sordariales; Sordariaceae
Exons: 3
Coding region: 50-1051 (333 amino acids)
Source: RefSeq, a predicted model, not a curated record